Molecule: messenger RNA, 6918 nt
Organism: Acaulospora morrowiae
Lineage: Eukaryota; Fungi; Glomeromycota; Glomeromycetes; Diversisporales; Acaulosporaceae
Source: the annotation of a GenBank genome assembly
AUGCUCGAGUCUCUGGUGGCCAAUGUGUUGAAUCGCUUUCUUGGAGCAUAUGUCUCUAAUCUUGAAGAUAGGCAACUCAACAUUGCAAUAUGGACAGGCAUGUUGAUGCGCGUCUGUGACGUCGUAUUGAAAAACUUGCAACUCAAGAGAGAGGCUCUUGAUAAGUUCAAUUUGCCUAUUGAUGUAUUGGAAGGAUAUCUUGGGGAGCUUGCUCUCAAUAUCCCUUGGACAGAUUUAAAAAAUAAACCAGUAAAAGUUUUCGUAAACAACGUUUACCUUCUAGCGGUUCCCAAAGCCGAAUCGGAGUACAAUGCCGAAGAGGAAGAAGACCGGGCCCAGCAACUCAAACAAGAGAAAUUAGCAAAUGCCGAAUUACUUCAGUCGAGUUCGUCUGAAGAGGACGAUCAGAAGAACCAAUCUUUCGUAAAUCAACUUGUUACCAAAAUCGUUGAUAACCUGCAAAUUUCAAUUAAUAACAUUCACAUUCGUUAUGAAGACAAACUGAGUGAUCCGGGUCAUCCAUUUUCGGUCGGGUUGACUUUGUCCGAGUUCUCAGCAGUGUCGACGGACGGGAAUUGGGUACCCACUUUUAUCGAGGGUGAAACAAGUUCAAUUAACAAGUUGAUCACAUUAGGAUCAUUGGCCGUCUAUUGGAACACAGAUUCAAGGUCUCUGGCCGGAUCACCUACAAAUCAAGCUGUUGAGACUUUCACUGGCCUGAUCGCAUCCGAAAAGAAUAUUCCUUCAGAGCAUCAGUAUAUUCUCAAACCGGUUUCAGGAACUGGACGCGUCGUAUUAAAUAAAACUUAUAACGUUGAUACUCCAAAAACUAGCGCAACACUCUUAUUCGAUGAACUUGGAUUCAUCUUAGAUAACGAACAAUACAGGGAUGCUUUAUUGAUGGUGGAUUUGUUCCACUUUUACCUACGUCAACAAUUGUACCGAAAGUUUAGACCACCGAAGGAGUUAACGCCUAAAAAAGACCCGAGGGCCUGGUUUCAAUUUGCUGCAAAUUGCAUCAUCUCGGAAAUUCGUGAAAGGAAUCGUAAAUUAACCUGGGAAUAUUUCGCUGAACGUCGUGAUGAUCGAAAAGCAUACGUCAAGUUGUACAAAGAGAAACUGUAUGACCGAAUGACGCCAGAGGAUGCGUCGAGUUUGACGUCAUUGGAGAAGAAACUCAGUUACGAGGACAUAAGAUUUUACAGAUCAAUCGCAAAAUCGCAACUGAAAAAAGAAAAGGAAUUCUUAGCCAAGAAAAGGAAAGAAAGGGAGGAGUUACAGAAUACGACCCGGCAAGCAACCGGUGGAGGUUGGUUUAGCAGUUGGUGGUAUGGAGGAUCAACACAAAGCUCAACCGAAGAUACCAUCCUGACCGAAGAGCAGCGACAGGAGUUGUACAAAGCAAUUGAUUAUGAUGAAUCGGCUGCGGUGACUGAAUCCAUCGACCUACCGAAAGAAUUGACAAAAAUAUCUCUCAAGACAAAACUUAAGACCGGUUCAUUUGCACUGAAAAAGGAUCCUCACGGAAAGAACGCAGAAAUAUUAUCUUUGAUUUUUGAUACCGUGACCACAAACUUUGUUCAGCGUCCCGAUUCUUUUCAAGCCGAAACUGCGCUGGGAAGUUUGAGCGUGUAUGAUGGGUCUGUCGAGGGCACUCUAUAUCCACAAAUAGUCAAAGUUAAAGAAGACCUUGGACCUAAGGCGGAUAAGACUGACUUGACAAAAGAUAAUCGCGCGAGUGAUAUAGGUUACGACGAAACAACGGAUAUUCCAUUCUUUCAACUAGUUUUCGAAAAAAAUCCUUUGGACGGUCGAGCAGACAAUGGUCUCUCGAUGAAAAUGCGACCUUUGGAAAUUAUCUAUAAUCUAAGUGCCGUUCAGGCUGUCACCGACUUUUUCAGACCUCCGGAACAACAGUUGGAGUCAAUUACCGCAUUGAUUGAAGCGGCCGGGGAUACCAUAGAGGGAAUCAAGGCGCAGACAAGAGCCGGUUUGGAGUUUGCAUUGGAGGAGCAUAAAACAAUUGACCUUAAAAUAGACAUGAGCGCUCCGAUUAUAAUUAUUCCGGAGAGCUGCACCAAAAAGGAUGCACAGGUCGUAGUGCUUGACUCCGGUCACAUCAGCGUAGAAAGCAAACUAGUUAAGAAAGCUGUCAUAUCAGAAAUACAGUCCAAAACCAGCAGCAGUUACGACGAAGGAGACUUUAAAUUAUUGAAAUCUUUAAUGUACGAUAAAUUUUCUGUACAGCUCUCAUCAACUCAGCUUCUCGUGGGUCAAUCUGUCGAACGGUGCCUGGCUCAAAUACGCGAUGCCGAUUCCUCAUAUGACCUUCACUUCAUUGAUCGAAUAAAUAUGCAGUUUAUGGUGGAAAUGUCAAUAUUACCAAGGGCCUCUAACCUCACCAGAUUUAGGGUUUCUGGGCAUUUGCCCCUUUUAAAGGCAAAUUUUUCGGAUCGCAAAUACAAGAUUAUUAUGAAUAUUAUUGACAAAGUAUCUCCAUCGUCAAGUACGAAGGAAGAAACCCCGGUUACAGUUAUUCCAGAAGAAAAGUCUUCACUUUCCAAAGUUGCAAAAGAGUUCCUUAGGGAAAAAAGAAUGCAAUGGGAACGUGCAAAGCAUAGGGACUCCGUGGUGAUGGCCGAGAAAUUAGGACUAGGUAAAGCAUUGCAGGAAUUAGUGAUAAUUGAUGAGGAUGAUGAAGAGGCGGAUGAAUUCUUUGAUGCUCAAGAUACCGACUCUUCUAAUAAUUCGAAGGCUAAUCAACGAACCUUUGAAUUUGAAUUUCGGGUAGACAAAUUUAUUGCUAAUGUUAAAAAAGCAGAUCCAGAUCCUAAUAAACCUGAAGUUAUGCUGGUCGAUAUGGUCUUUCAACAUUUUGGUUUGAAUUAUGUUCAGGGUGCGUUCGAUAUGUCUGCGGAAGUUGUUCUAAAAUCUUUAAGCAUAGAAGAUAAGAUGUCCGAAAAUGGAACAGAAUUUAAGCAUAUAGCUGCAUCCGAAGGAUAUGGCAACACUCCGUCAGAUGAUUCCAAGGAUCUUGUGCACGUGAAGUAUUCUAAAGUUAACUCACGAUCUCCUGAAUAUAUGACGAAAUAUGAAGGAAUCGAUCAGAGUGUCGAUAUUGAAAUGUCUACGAUCAAUGUGAUUGUAACGCGAAAAACCAUCUUAACUUUAUACAAUUAUGUCCUUGACACGUUUACUUCGUCUUCCGUGCAAGAACCCUUGGUAGAUUCAGGCGCUCCACAGUCUGAUCUGGCGGUAGGAUCACCUUACCCCAAUUCACCGGAAUCAUACAAGUCUCUCCAGCAACAACGAACACCUACCAUGCGUGUGAAAGUCAAACUGAAUAGUAUCAGAUUUAUUCUAAACAAUGAUGGCACUAGACUCGCCACGGGAUUACUUUCUCAUGCACAUGCUGCAGUUUUACUGAGACAAAAUACCAUUCGUGUUGGCGCUCAGCUAGGAAACUUUUCCUUAUCUGACGACGGAGCUGGCGCGGAAUCUUCGAGGCGUUUGCUUACGAUAGAAGGAGAUGAUCUGGCUGUUUUUAAAUAUGAAACUUUUGAUGAGAACGCACCAGGUUUCCCUGGAUAUGAUUCAUCAGUCUCGUUGCGUACAGGCUCUGCCAAAUUAACGUUUUUGGAGGAGCCCAUUCGUCUAUUGCUCGACUUUGGAAGUAAAUUUGCUCAAAUGAAAGGUCUUUAUGAUUCUGCUCGCAGGGCUGCGGUGUCUCAGGCAGUUCAUUUUCAGGAGAAAGUUUCAAAAUUUCAUUACGAAAUUGUAAUUCGUACUCCAAUUGUUAUCUUUCCUCAAGAUGAAAAUUCAAGGGAUGUAGUUAUUGCAAAUCUUGGUGAAUUUUCGGCCUCCAACGAGUUCAUUCCGAAUAACGUUGGCGAUAGCUAUCUUACGGUGAUCAAAGCUCAGCUUCAAAAAAUUCGCCUAACUUCAAAUUUCUACUUUCCUGAUAAUAAUUCACCACAAAUUCUUCAAAUUAUUGACGACGUGGACAUCGACGUGAAUGUUUCUUAUUCGGAUCACGUCGAAGGUUCAACUAGACCUGACAUGGAGAUCGUUGCUAAAAUGUCGGAUGUUAAAAUGAAUUUAACCGAGAAACAAUAUAAAUUCUUGUUCGAAUUGUCAAAUACGGUUCCUCGGGCAUUUAGAAGUUCUACUGAUCAAACGCCUUCAACGAAAAAUUCUACAUCCGAUGCUACUUCGAGUCCUAAAGAUCUGACAACCACUUUUUCCAGCUCGGAUGUGUCAUCCAAAGGUUGGACAACAGUUGAUGUUGUAUUUAAGGUAGACCAGAUAUACCUGGAAAUCUUUUCGGGUGACGGCUCUCAGGCGAAUUCGUUAAAUGAAACUAGUCUAUCCAAGUUUUCUCUUAAUCAAACCGACGUCAAAUACAAAAUGAAGAAUGAUGGUUCAAUGGAAGCAGAACUUCGACUUCGUUCUGUUACCUUAAAUGACACACGACCCAACAUUAAAAAUGUCUACAGAGAAAUCUUGCCGGCCGUAAAGAAAGAUAGUUCACAAUUCACAAUCACCGUUUCCAUGUCCGGUGGAUCCGAAAGAGAUGUUGUGGCUUUUGUGACAGUCGAUAAUCCGCAAGUCAUAUUAACGAUAGAUCACUUAUUCGCCACUCGCAAUUAUUUCAUGAGCGCCUUUGAAAAACCAUCAACUCCGAACAAUCAAAGUACACCUCUUUCGGUAGAGGUCGCUUCUCCAAAAUCUCCAGUAUCACCGGUUCAAUCUCCAAUGCUUCCACCGCGUCCGAUAGCCGCACAACCUCCACCUCAGUCAACCACUACCCUCAAUUAUCGGGUGAAUGUUACUAACGCGGAAAUAAUUUUACUUGCUAAUCCACAUCUGGCGGAUACCGAAGCGAUUGUUCUUUCUGCUGAACGAUUGGUUCUUACGCAGCAAAGAAUAAUGGCUUUAAAUGUUGACAAAAUAGGGAUGUUCCUGUGUUGUAUGAAUAAACGAGAAUCUUCGCAAUUGCAUUUUAUCGAUAAUUUUGAUUUUUCAAUGACCAUGGACACGCAGAGCACAAAACCUGGCCAAAAUCUCACAAACAUUGGCAUUGACGUUGGACCUCUCAUUUUAAGAUUAUCAUAUAGAGAUGUCUUAUUGAUAACCUCUAUUGUAAACAAAGUGACCGAACUCUCGUCCCAAUCUCAAUCUUCUGCGCCAUCAUCACAAGUUGAGCAGCCCGAGAUAGAAUCUGAAUCUUCGAGUGGGAACCAGAGAGCAUUCAAUUAUAAUACGCUUACCAAGAAAGGCAUCAGUUCAUUCAAAGGACGCUCUGGCUUCUCCCAGGUUCUCGUGACACGUGAAUCGCUUAAAGCAACCUUCCAAGGCGCAAAGCUCGUCUUAAUUGGUGAUGAACAUGAUAUUCCAAUGAUCGAUGGAAAUUGCAAUAGUUUUACUGUGACUGUGGCCGAUUGGUCAUCGCAGAUGAGCGUCGAUGCCACCAUUUCUACUUAUAUGAAUUACUUUAAUCUAACGAAUUCACAUUGGGAACCAUUGAUUGAACCAUGGCAAUAUAGUCUUCACGCUUCGAAGAAUCUGAAUCCUGAAAGCAUGGUGAUUGAUAUCUCUUCGCAGACGCCACUGGAAGUAAACAUUACACAUAUAUUCUUGGAAACUAUGCUUACUACGCUUUCCAUAAUUGGCCACGAAAGCGAGCACGUGCUUAAUACUGAUCGGGGCUUGAAAACGCCUUAUAAGCUUAUAAAUCAAACAGGGUAUGCUCUACAUGUUUGGGCAAAUGAUGCUGUUGACAUCAUGUAUGAGACGAUGCCGGAUGGUGGAGAAUUGGCUUGGAGAUUCGACGACUGGCGAAAGACGCGUGAGUCAAUUACGGUGACCAAGAAUAUGCUCGGCAUUCAACUUGAAGGUCCUUUAUGGGAAUGCAUUAAAGAUAUACCGGUUGACAGAGAAGGAGAAACACUCUAUUCAUUACGCCCAAAGUUGGAGGAUAAUGUUUCACACCGUUUAGUUGUCGAUGUGAAAUUAAAGGACAACAUUAAAGUCGUGACCUUCCGAUCAGUACUUGUUGUCGAAAAUCGUACACUUGUCACGGUAGAGCUUUUGGUGGACAAUGCAAGUGUUAACAAGGUCUACCAAAUAGCUCCAGGAGAAGAUUGUCCGGUUCCUAUCGAAGCUGCAUACCACAAAAAAUUCAAGAUCAGACCUGAAGGAGGUUUCGGAUAUAACUGGAGCACUGAAUAUUUGUACUGGAAAGACUUCUUGAAAUCAGCUCCCAUCACCUCUGUUUCAUGUGAAAAUAUUCAAGAAGAAAUACCGUUCAGGUUCCAAGUGUGUGCCCGAUAUUCCAGGAAAAAUUCCCUGGUGAAGGAAUAUCCUUAUAUGUCUAUCCGUAUAAGUGCUCCGAUUCAAAUAGAAAACUUAUUGCCUUACGAUAUUAACUUCAGUAUACAAGAUCGAACUAGUAAUCAGGAAUGGUCCAAGAAUCUCUUGCGCAAGGGGCAAGUGACUUCGUUUCACUAUACAGAAUUGGGGCAUCUAUUAUUGCUUAAAAUUGAUAUUUUAGAAACAGGUUACAACACCAGUGAAUUUUCCAUAAUCAGCACACCAGAUAGGUAUGAAUACCAAAUAGAAAAUACUUUAACCUUAACCGAUGAUGCAGACUUGAAAUUAAACCUUUGCUUACAUUACUUUGAUAUUCCGGAUUCCGGAGGGGCGUUCAAAGUUAGCGUAUACAGUCCCUACAUCAUGAUGAACAAGACAGGCUUAGAUAUGACUUUUAAGACGAAAUCGUUCUUACAACCUGCAAAAAUUGCGGCUGGUCAAGGGCAGUCAAAGAAAAAAAGUCACGUUGAGCCAUAUAUGUUUUCUUAUGCAAAUGAUGAGAGAAAUCGAGUUCUUUUGAAAGUAGGAGAUUCAGAUUGGAGCAAG